This is a messenger RNA of Suillus discolor, 966 nucleotides long. RefSeq lists its product as uncharacterized. Lineage: Eukaryota; Fungi; Basidiomycota; Agaricomycetes; Boletales; Suillaceae. The transcript has 3 exons. Bases 1 to 966 code for a protein of 321 amino acids. The record is from RefSeq and is a predicted model, not a curated record.
AUGCCUAGAAUGCGCAAUGAUCCAAACUUCAAUAUUUGUCCGGACUAUGCUACAGACACUUUUGCUAACACAUGUGCUCAUCUCGUCAACAACAAUACCACCGAAGAACAAGCCAUUCAAUUUCUCAGAAAUAUUUGGGAGACUAACAAUGAUGCAGACAAAGUAGCAUGGCAGUGUCAAUUAGAAGAUGAAAUGAAAGGAAUGUGCACACCGCGAUCAGGUGAAUACAUGGAACUUUGGUAUUUCACCAAUGACAGCCUGGACAAAGCGAGUACCAAGAAGACUAUUGACGAUGACGCAAUGAUCCUGUCAACAUCAGUGGAUGGAUUGACUGCAUGGGUCUCAUCAGCAUCUACACAGAGCGCACGUGCUGUCAUCAACAACAAAAACUUGCCUUUCAAGGAGUUUUGUCAAGCCUGCCCUCGGUUUUUAACUGCAAUAGAUGAAGCAGACUGGCCAGUGGAUAGGAUCAGAAUGAUGGCACUCUUUUGGAGGAACAUCCAAGUUCACAAAUUUCGUUCCUUAAGGGAUCCGAUCGCACAGAAGGCUCUGCUUGCCUAUCAGGCAGAGCAAUGCAAGUGUUGGCACGUUGCCGUAAAAACAUCAGUAGGACCCUACAACUUAUCUCUCAUCAAUGAGAAAGUCCUAGAGGCCACAAGGGAGAGAGUCUAUUGGGAAGAGCAAGACAAAAGAGACAAUGCUCAAGAUUAUAGGUAUGUCUUGGAUGAAAUCCACACAGGAUUAUUGAAUGCAAAGCAGCUCGGACAUGGGAUGACGCUCACAACACCAUUUGUUCACAAAUUGGCAGAGUGCUCACCAUGCGAGACAACAAGCUCGUUUGCAGCAAUUGGCAAUGCGUCAACGGCUGCAAUGAAGUCAACCACGAUUGCAGGCACUUCUGCUCUGGUUGUGGCACAUCCACUCAUGGAGCUCACUCAAGCUUGUCCUCAAGCGCAGAAAGCUUAA